Messenger RNA from Naegleria fowleri, 1365 nucleotides. RefSeq lists its product as uncharacterized. NCBI's taxonomy places the organism in Eukaryota, Heterolobosea, Eutetramitea, Acrasida, Naegleriidae. Gene Ontology annotation, molecular function: translation release factor activity, codon specific. Gene Ontology annotation, biological process: translational termination. The record is from RefSeq and is a predicted model, not a curated record. Bases 1 to 1365 code for a protein of 454 amino acids. The transcript has 3 exons. Gene Ontology annotation, cellular component: cytoplasm.
AUGCUUCCAAAAAUAUUGGGUUGUCGGAUGUUCCUUCGACAACCGUUCUUCUCACUUGCAAGAACGACAACAACGACAACCAUUUUGACGAAUCGGUCGCUUUUUGUUGGAUCUCCAUAUUUAACAUGGCUCGGAAUGGAUGGAACUGCACAGCUGAAUCAUUUUCAUACAUGUUUUAAAACACAUCAGGAUGUUAUUUUGAUUCAAAAUUCCUGCAAGGAAAUGAUUGAUAAUUCCCGAACUAUUUAUCAUGAAAUUAUCAAACGAUGGAAUCAACAAGAAAUUGAAAGAGAAUUAAAGGAAAUUAAACAACUUACAGAAAGUUCUAAUUUUUGGAGCUCUCCAAAUGCUCAAGAGUUAAUUUGCAAACAAAAUAUUUUGGAAGAGAAAUUAAAUUUUAUUGUAAAUACAAAUUCGGAAAUUGAAAACAAUGAAGAGUUGUUAAAAUUGGCUGUCAGUGAGAAUGACACUGAGAUGGUUGCACAUAUUCAACAAAUGAUGGAAGAAUUGCUGAAAAAAUUAGAGCAACGAGAACUAGAAUCAUUAAUGACUGACCCACAGGACAUUAAAGAUUGCUUUUUGGAAAUUCACACUGGAGCUGGUGGAGAAGAUGCCUCCGAUUGGUCACAAAUGUUAUUGAAAAUGUAUUUGAACUGGCUUAAAAAUUCUGAGCUCUCUUCAUUUCAAGUGUCUUUGGAAGAUAUUUCAUACAAGGAAGUUGGAAUUAGAAGUGCUCUGAUACAAGUCAUUGGAAAAUAUGCUUAUGGUUACUUGAAAUCAGAACAAGGUGUUCAUCGAUUGGUGAGAUUGUCACCGUUUGAUGCAGCACACAAGCGACAUACCUCAUUCAGUGCUGUGAGAGUUUAUCCAACAGCAGACAGCCAAGACUCAAAUUCAAUGUUUCAUACCAUUCCAGAAAAGGAUUUAAAGUAUGACACUGUUCGAGCAGCCACAGCUGGUGGACAACAUGCAAACAAGACUGAAAGUGGAAUACGAUUGACACAUUUACCAACUGGAAUUCAAGUACAAUGUAUUGCCUCACGAUCACAACAUCAAAAUAAGGAGCAAGCCUUCAAUCAAUUACGGGCUCGCUUGCAAAAUAUUGAACAAGCAAAAAAGGUGAAAGAAAUGAAGGAAAUUUCUCGCGCAGAAAUGGAAUCCAACCAAUUUGCAGGAAAUGUUAUUCGAUCUUAUGUAUUACAUCCUUAUCAAAUGGUUAAAGAUUCUCGAGCUCAAAUAGUUUUAAACAAUGCAGAAGACAUUUUGGAAGGAAAAGAUGCUAGGAGUUUUGACACAAUGAUCAAAGGAAUUUUAAGGAACAUUUCUUCAUCGGUAACCAACAACAAUGUUGUUAGUGAUGAUUAA